AUGGAGGAGACGGUGGAGGGUUCUGGUUCUGGUUUUGGGAGGUGUGAUGUCUGUAACAAUACCUCCUACUUGGAAUACAUGGCAGAACCAUCCCUCUUCAGCCAAUCGGAGCUGGCCGCCGUGACAACGCUGUGUGUGCCAUUGUUGGUGUUUGGCCUGCUGGGUAAUAUUUUGACGGUUCUGGUGGUCUGGCUCUGCCCCCAGAUGAGAAGCACCACCUACCUGUACUUGGGCAGCAUGGCAGUGUCAGACACUCUCAUCCUUUUGCUGAUGCCCCUUGACCUCUACAAGCUGUGGUGGUACCGGCCCUGGUUGCUAGGCGACGCAGUGUGUAAGCUCUCACAGUUUCUAAGCGAGUGCUGCACCUUCUCUUCUAUCCUGCACAUGACGGCGCUGGGUGUGGAGCGCUACGUAGCUGUGUGCUUCCCCCUGAAGGCCCGCCUCCUGGUGACACGUGGGCGUGUCCGCGGGCUGAUCGGCGGGCUGUGGGGUGUGGCCAUGCUGAGCGCGGGUCCUGUGUUGGUGCUAGUGGGGGUGGAGGACCUGGGCGACGGCGUGCUGGAGUGUCGCAGCACCCAGUUUGCGCAGACGUCCGGCCUGCUGAGGGCCAUGCUGUGGCUCUAUAACCUCUAUUUCCUGCUUCCUCUGCCCCUGCUCAGCCUGCUCUAUGGCCUCAUAGCACGACGCCUGCGACGCCGACCACACCCGCACAACGCACACCGCCACACCCUGAGGAUGAUGGUGGUGAUUGUGGUGGUGUUUGUCCUGUGCUGGUUGCCCUUCCAUACGGGUCGGACUCUCUUCUCCGUGGGUCCAGGUUCUUCUCCAGAUCUUUAUUACAUCAGUCAGUAUCUGAACCUCAUCUCCUUCGUGCUGUUUUACCUCAGCGCCGCCAUCAACCCACUCCUCUACAACAUCAUGUCAGCCCGUUACCGUGCCAACGUGUGCAGCCUUCUCCACCUCCCGCUGGGCCUCACGGAAGAGCUGCACCGCAGGGCCCACCCUUCUCCUGUUACCCCUUCCUUCUCCAGCACACACUUCUGA
Electrophorus electricus (electric eel) is the source of this 1044-nucleotide messenger RNA. Its product is annotated as growth hormone secretagogue receptor type 1. NCBI's taxonomy places the organism in Eukaryota, Metazoa, Chordata, Actinopteri, Gymnotiformes, Gymnotidae. Gene Ontology annotation, molecular function: growth hormone secretagogue receptor activity. Gene Ontology annotation, biological process: G protein-coupled receptor signaling pathway; hormone-mediated signaling pathway. The record is from RefSeq and is a predicted model, not a curated record. Gene Ontology annotation, cellular component: plasma membrane.